This is a messenger RNA of Larimichthys crocea (large yellow croaker), 2288 nucleotides long. RefSeq names its product dynein regulatory complex subunit 4-like. NCBI's taxonomy places the organism in Eukaryota, Metazoa, Chordata, Actinopteri, Sciaenidae. The record is from RefSeq and is a predicted model, not a curated record. Gene Ontology annotation, biological process: flagellated sperm motility. Gene Ontology annotation, cellular component: Golgi apparatus; microtubule. Bases 125 to 1492 code for a protein of 455 amino acids. Gene Ontology annotation, molecular function: small GTPase binding; microtubule binding. The transcript is spliced from 11 exons.
CGAUAACCGUAUGUAUGCUGCUGUUGCUAUGGCAACGCAUGUUUAAGGCUACGUGCUAGCUUCUUGUAACUAUUCGACGAAACAAUUGCCUGUCUACCGGUGUGUUAUCUGCUCAUUAUAUGCAAUGCCACCCAAAAACAAAGCCUCAAGUAAAAAAUCUGCAAAGGCAAAGACGCCCACCCUGAUAGAUGGUCUUACCAUGGAGGAGAUGCCCAAGGAGCAGCUGGAAGAGCAUAUCAUGCGCUAUCGAGAGGACGUGGAUAGAGAGAGGGAGGAGAGGAACUACUUUCAGCUGGAGAGGGACCAGGUCCACACCUUUUGGGGGAUCACAGACAGACAGCUAGAGGAGAAAAAGUCUAGAGAAAAAAACUUAGAUAAGGACACAGAGGACGAUGAACAACACCACCAAGUAGAGAUCAAGGUGUAUAAGCAGAAGAUGAAGCACCUCCUGUGUGAACACCAGAACACGAUCUCUGAGUUGAAAGCAGAUCGUUUAAUCUCCAUUGAAGCAGUGCAGAAAGAGCAAGAACAGUUAGAGGCUGAACUUCGUAAAGAAAUGAAGGCUGCCAUGGUGGGCAAGGAGAAGCUUGACAACGAAAACCUUGUCACACAGCUUGAAAUGAAACACGAUGAAGAAAUGACUAAAACAAGAAACAACUGGGAGGAACAACUCAGGGAAAUUAAAGCCAAGUAUGAGAAAAAGACAGAGUUGCAGAAACAAGAACUGAACAACAUGAGUAAAAAUGAGUUCACUGAGGCAGUGGAUGGCUGGAGCAACCACAAUACUACUCUUAAUGAAGACCACUACAAAGCUUUAAGUGAUGUUCGUGACCUCUCUAAAAGCAUGGAACUGGAGUUGGAUUAUUAUGAUAUGUUAAAGGUAAGGACUGAGUACAGAAGUUUGCUAGAUUGCACAGAAGAGGACCAGACACGACUUUUGCGGGAAAAAAAACUUUUCACUGAGCUUAACAAGAAAGCCAAGGAGGAAACUGCUCAAGAGGAGAAAAAAAUGAACAACUACUUGAAGAACUGCCCAGAAAAGGUUAACACGAGUCAACACGACAUCCGACAGGGCCUAAAUGACCUGGCAUCGGAUUAUAAAGCAAUGGAACAGAAGUUCAGCAAGCUUCAGCUGGAAGGGGACGAUAUUGAAAAGGUGCAGCAUAACGCUUCUGUGAAGAGCGGAGUGCUGGAAAGAAAGCUGCUCGCUCUGACAGACAGUGUAGAGACGACACAGGCUCAGCUUAGCUCAGUGCGUUCUGUCUCCAACAUGGAUCAAACUGCUCUAAGUGGGAUCAAACACAAAAGUCAGGAAAAUGUUGACUCCAGUAAAAAUUACACCAAAAACUCGCAGUACAAAAGAGCUAAGAUUUCCCAGACCUGUAAGGAUUUGCUGCUGACCUACGAAGCAAAGCAAAGGGCUCUUGGCGUCCCCACAGAGGAAAUUUGUGUGAAGCCCUUUGAGAGCAGUCUUGCUGGGAGAAGUCUGUAACAGGACUUUUAGGAUUUUAGGUUUACUACUUAUUAAAUGAAAAACUUAAUCUGAUCUCUUUUUUUCCCUAUAAUACGCAUACACUACUCAUUGUUAUAGACCAAAUGUAAAAUCUUUUUGACAAUCUUCAGAGAGUAUUUUAUUCUGUUGGUGGUGUUUGAUUUCAAUGACCGGGCAACAGGUGUCGCUGUCCACUUACUUUAUGAGAGUUUCUUUUUGUGACUCCCAUGUGUUGAACAAGACAUGAACCCAAACCAACAAAAGAAUUGUGUGAUUGUGAAAAAACUUAAACUACUUACUAUAUUUCUUUUAUAUAUGUAAUGUGCAGUAGUUUUAUGUUGUAAGAAAUCAACAAACAUGUAUGUGACCCCUACUCUUCAACAAGAAAUGUAAAAUAAGCUCAUAAAGAGGCACUGGCUUAUGAACCCCCCCGACCACAAAGACCCCUGGGCUCCUGCUAGGUAGUGGGUCAGCGGUCAUUUUUCUAUCUCUGAGAGCAAUGAAAAAAAAUAGGAGAAUAAGACGGAGUUGGACAACAUGAGGAAAAAUUAGAUCACUGGAGCAGCAACAUCGCUGCUCUUAUAUAAGACCACAUUGCAAUGAAGCCUCUCCCCUCCGUAUCAGCAGCAAUAUUUUAAAUUCUUCUCACCCAAAGAAAAUAAAAGGUGUUGGUUUUGUACUUUAUACUCAUACUUGGUAAAUGUUUUAAUUCAUGAUGUCACUAUGAAGAACGAUGUCUGUGUGAUUGCUGUUCCUUAUUUGUAGAGCAUAAUGGGAUAAUCUGUAUUUACUUGUA